UAUAAAGGGGCCUUCUACAAAGAUCGUCGUCAUGGUAAAGGAGAAUACACAUGGCCAGACGGCUCAAAGUUCACGGGAACAUUUUUUAUGGACAGGAAGGAAGGCUAUGGAGUCUUUACAUUCUCCAAUGGCAGUAACUUUGAGGGACUUUACAGAGAUGAUGAGAGAAUGGGACCAGGAGUCAUGACCUAUGCAGACAAUACUCAAGAUAUUGGUUUGUGGCUCAAGGAGAAACUAGUCAAAAUAUGUACUCCGAUAAGUAAUGCCUUCACCAUACAGAACCACAAGCAGUUUGUGUUCAGUCCAGAGGAACAUGUUCUUUAUAUUAAUAUGAACGAAGAAGAGAAGAAGUCAGAAUCUACAGACAAGGACCGUAAGCAGGACAUAUUUGACCUAUUACCAGAGAACCAGUUAACGGACAAGGUGACUGAAAUGUACAACGAGACAUUAGAUCCCGCUAGUCUGGCCAUAAACAGAUCUGAAUUCUGUCACAAGUUCUUUGAAGACCAGGAUGGAGAGAAGUCUGAUGGUGAUGAGAAAGUUCUAGCCAUUAAUCGCACUCCUGGAAUGAUUGACAUACAAAGACAUGUUUACCGGCAUAGAAAUGGGCAGAAGAAUGUCUCCUUUGAUGUUGAGGAGAUAAUGAAGGGAAACAGGGCAGGUAACUUUCUGAAGAGAGGUCCAAUAGAGGCUGCAUCUGAAGAACUGAUCAUGGCAGCCACGGAUGGGGAUGUUAAGAAGGUGGAAGAUCUCCUGACUUCUGGCAAAGUCCACCCUGAUGUUGCUGACAAAAAUGGCCACACUGCACUCAUUGGUGCCAGUGUUAAUUGGCAUACAGAUGUUAUCAACGUAUUGUUAAACAAUGGGGCCAAUGUGAACCAGCUAAAUGACGAGGGGUGCUCAGCCCUGUCUGCGGGCACUAUUUUCUUCUAUCCUAUAGAGGGAUUUAGAUAUAAUAUAGCAGAGAGGUAUCUAGAGGUACCAGCAACAUUGUCAGAAAAAGAGAAAAAGUCAUCCAUUAGCCGCAGUAAGGCUACCCCUAGUAGAAACAAAUCUAAUGCCAGCCCCACAAAACAGAAGACAAAGUCCUCCCUUGCUGAGCCUCUGUCGGGUGGCAGUAAUGUAGAGGAUAGAGGUCCGAGUCCAAUAGCCAAGCCCCAGGUCCGAAUCCUGGAACCUGGGAGUCAGAGUGAUCAGGGUGGAGAAAUGACAGACUCUGGUGAAUCACAGCAGAAGACAAAGGAAGACCCAGAUAGUGUGGAUUUUGAUUCCACGGCCACAUUACGUGAUUACCACAUUGAGGUCUCAGAUAGGAUGAUUGAAAGGUGUGCCACACAGCUCAGUACUAACGAGAUGAUUGUAGGGGGAAGGCGAUCCCACAACAGCGCAGACCUAGGGAGAGUCAGGAAUCUCGCUGUCAUCAAAAAAGAGAGAGAAAGAAUGAAGAGCACUUUAGAUUUACUUUUAAAACGAGGUGCAGAUCCCAAUGCUUCAGGGGUGCCUAUGCCAGUUUUGUUCUUUGCGAUUAAAUCUGCUGAUGUUGAGGUGGUGAAAACCUUAUUAGAGAAGGGUGCUUCUACUGCUAUCACCCUCCCAAAAGAGAAAGGUGGCCUAGCCCCCUUACACAUAGCUGCUGCUAUACCAGGAGAGGAGGGGGUACAGAUCACAGAGCUACUUCUGGGGGCGGGGGCCAAUCCUGACGUCAGGGCCACGGAGGACGACUCAUUCCUCAACAGAACUCUAGAGGAAGAGUGGUCUAAGGAUGUCAUUCUGCCAGAAAGUCAGGAACUGCUAGGGGGACGGACACCUUUACAGAUUGCAUGUGCCAGAGAUGACAAUUAUAAGAAUGCGUGCCGAGUUGUUCACCUGCUUUUGGAUCACAAAGCUAAUCCAAACCUUUUAUGUAAUGGUUUUUCUGCUCUAGCCCUGUCCAUUGCCAGUGGUAAUGAUUUGGCUAUAGAUGAACUUCUAGCGUACUACUGUGACCCCAGCCUGCCUCUGACACACGGAGUGGGAAGUGCUCUGUGUGCUGCUACUUCUACCGAGUACGAGUACAGGCGCAAAAAUAUCAAUCAAAGACUUCAUCUUAUCGAUAAAUUAGUGAAGGCUGGAGCGAACAUUUUGUCCCCUAUACCUAUUGGACCCAAGAGAAUAAUAGGAACUGCUGUGGAUUAUGCUUACUACAUGUUCAAUCAGGAUCGUCGUAUAUCGCACAUGCCAUUUCACGCUCUCUCACACAGUGAGAGGGCUACAUACCAGGCAAGGAAAAAAUUACUGGAGCAUAUUGGUAACAUAUUAAGAACUAAGGCUGUAGAGAGAGAGAAAAUGCGCAUGGAUGAAGAAGUCAGUUCAGGAAGAAGAAGUAGAAGUCCCAGCCCAGGGUUUGUCUAUAUCGGAGCUGGAGCCCCUCUACCACCUGAUGCCAAACUUCCAAAGUCUCUCAAGAGAGUUGACACAGGGGAAGGGGAAAUGUCCAAGGUCACCUUUGAGUCCAAGAAUCCCACUGUGGGGCGAGGUUAUCCAGAACGGGAACCAGCAAAUCUACCAGCCAGGAAGCCAUUGUUUAAAUACUGUUAUGAAUGUGGCCGUUCUGUCGGGGUGCGUUUGUCUGCCUGUACCAGGUGUAAGGAAGUUUACUACUGUGGAAAAUCGUGUAAACUAGCAGCAUGGAAAGCCAGACACAGCGAGGAGUGCAUAAGGGUCGGAGGUGUCGCGUACAGUACAAGUAUGUCAUGGGACGAAGGGAGAUCAAGAAGUCCCAGCCCAUCAGGUCGUGCUGCCAGGAAAGACAGUCCCACCCCAGCCACUGACGUGAAGGGCAAAAAAACUACAGUAGCAGAGCUCACCAAGACCAAACAGGCAAUUAAUGUGCCAGUGAAAGGGAACAGUAAAAGUGCUAAAGGAGUUAGAGGGGGUCAGAAGGAGGGAGACAGAAGAGUUCAGUCAGAGAGACUUUACCGACACUGGAGCCCCCCACCUGGAGUUAAAGUGGACAACUAUAGUUAUGUCUGAUGCAGUGUUUUAUCAUUAGAUCUCAAACUCAUCUCAUAACCCUUACAUUAUUUAUCUGGGGUAGCAAUUAAUAUAUAAAACCUUCAGGGCAGUGGACCCCCAACUUUAACAGUGUAAAUAGCCCACAUUAGCCCACGUUGAUAUUGUGGGGCCUUUGAUUUUCUGAGUUUUUGGUUAAACAAAAUCUUGAUGUAUCAUAAUCUCUUAGAGGUUCACUUGGCUGUACUCAGUCUUUCAUUUUCCUGCUGAUUUACUUUUAUGAAAUUCCAUGUUUUCCUUCAUUUUGAGUCGAUCCUCACCUAGUCAUAAUGUGGAAAGAUUGGGGGGUUUUAGGUUGGAAACAGUGAAUUUGAAAGUGUAUUAAAAGUACAACCAAAUUGUUGUCAUGUUUUGGUAAGAUGUCUGAUGUCUGCCAUUUGCAACCCCAUUUUAGGAUCAUGAAUUUCUGUAAUGAGUGCUAACUGCUGAUACCCUUAAAGUUUGUUUUAAAUUUUAUCUGUUCUUGGUAGAUAUACAGGAAUAUAAUAUUGUCAGCACCAAUUCCGUUAACACUGUAGUCAGUCAUUUGCUCAAUGUUCAUCUUAGUCUGAAUUUAAAAGAAAAAAAAUUGUCUGAAAUAAUUCUGUAAAUGUUUUAUUCCAUGUUCACCCAAAAACAUAUAAGUUUGUUGGGUUUUUUUUAUAUAAAUAGCAAAUAAAAGAAAAUUAUAAUUAUAAUAAUAACCAAUUGCAGAUAAUUUCUUUAUACUAACUUUAGAUGCAGUAUUAUAAUAAUUAGAUUAAAUCAAAUUGUAUUUCUUUAGUUUUUUGAGAAAGAAGGGACGAGGACUCAUUUGCAUAUAACCAUGCUACUUAAAUUAUUUAUGAUAAGCAAGUCUAGCAUUAUGAUUUCAAAGUUUUAUUAGUAUUCAUCUUGUUAUAUCCAAAAUGUAUGUAUUCCCACUGGUAGCUCCUCCGAUGUAUGUAUUCCCACUGGUAGCUCCUCCGAUGUAUGUAUUCCCACUGGUAGCUCCUCCUAUGUAUGUAUUCCCACUGGUAGCUCCUCCUAUGUAUGUAUUCCCACUGGUAUCUCCUCCAAUGUAUGUAUUCCCACUGGUAGCUCCUCCGAUGUAUGUAUUCCCACUGGUAGCUCCUCCGAUGUAUGUAUUCCCACUGGUAGCUCCUCCGAUGGCUCCUACUGCACACUGACCUCGAAUGUGAACGGUGUCCUACAAUCUUGCUGAUUCAGUCAUGUGAUCUUAUUUGAAUUUCUUUCAAAAAAUUAUAAUUUUGAAAUCAUUGUUACUUUGUGGCGUACUCAACACUAUGUUUGCUUUCAAAGACCACUAAUAUAUGGUUGUGAUCAAAACUUUCUAGCGGAGAAUGUUAUCAAUUUGAUGCAUAUUCCUCCACCAAUCACAUUUGAGGUUUGAAUGGAGCAUAGCGUUGACAGCCGAGGGGUGUUGAUUGGUUGAAAUCGGGUACACAUCAUUAUUUACUUUCGGGUUAUCAACUGAUUUUUUUUUAAAUUUGAUAUACAGGAAACACUGCCGUCUAGCUGUAGUAUGCAUAUGAUCAUGAAUAAACUGCUGACUAUUUUUUUUAUUGGCUCGCUGGCGUCAAAGGCUUCAUUAAGCCUUUUUUAAAAUUAAAAUAUUGUGUAUUUUUUACAUGAUCAUAUUUUUUUUCAUUUUAAUUUAUGCUAUAAUGAUAUAUAAUAAUUUGAUUUAUUUACGAUAACUGCAGUUUUGUACAAUAUGACCAAACUUGCCUCAGCAAUUUCUUGCUCAUAUUCAGUAUUCAUACAUGUAGAUUCCUAGAUUGCCUGUGCAGCUUCUACAAACUCCAGGAUUUAUAGGGGUGGGAGUAAAAUCAAAAUAAGUGGCUUGCAACUGACAUAAAAAGAAUGCCUUAAAUAUUUCAGCAUUAACUGACAUCUACACUGUGCCUUAUUUUACAUACAUGCAAAAUCAAAUUAAAAUUUCUGGUUUUAUGACACUUGUUCACACUGAGGAAAGUCCUGGCUAAUAACUAGGGCUGUUAUAUUCAUAGGUUAAUUGUCUUUAACUAUUCACUUUUUUAAUUUUCACUAGGUCAACCUUGUACAGUAAUGCUGUUUGAUUUGAUAGAUAUAGAACAAAGAUAGUAUUUAUUUCUAUGUACAAUUUAAGAUUUGUAGUAUAUGUAUUUUGUAUAUAUAGUAAUGUGUCAAAAGAGAUGUGAACUGUGAUAUUUAUUUAUUUGCAUUUAUGUUUACAUUUUAUAUUUUUAUGACAAAGUUAUUAUACAUUUAUUUUGA
Saccostrea cuccullata (small rock oyster) is the source of this 5289-nucleotide messenger RNA. RefSeq names its product ankyrin repeat and MYND domain-containing protein 1-like. Gene Ontology annotation, molecular function: protein binding. The transcript is spliced from 16 exons. The annotation marks the transcript as partial. NCBI's taxonomy places the organism in Eukaryota, Metazoa, Mollusca, Bivalvia, Ostreida, Ostreidae. The record is from RefSeq and is a predicted model, not a curated record.